Messenger RNA from Arachis stenosperma, 1845 nucleotides. RefSeq names its product aluminum-activated malate transporter 8-like. The coding region runs from base 1 to 1845 and encodes 614 amino acids. Lineage: Eukaryota; Viridiplantae; Streptophyta; Magnoliopsida; Fabales; Fabaceae. The record is from RefSeq and is a predicted model, not a curated record. Gene Ontology annotation, biological process: malate transport. Gene Ontology annotation, cellular component: plant-type vacuole membrane. The transcript has 7 exons.
AUGUUCCUCGCCGUUGCUGUCGCCUCCUGCUCCUCGUCGUUCAGUCCUCGCCGCUGGAUCUCACCGUGCGCUGCGAGCUGUUUCUGCUCCUCCUCCUCGCCUUUGCCGACGUCAUCGCCUCGCCUUUGCUGUUGCCCUCGUCUCGCCGCACCUCCUCCUCGCCGUUGCACCUCGUCUCAACGCACCUCGUCUCUUCUGGGAAUGGUGGUGGUGGGUUUUGAGUUUUGUUGUUCUUCUAAUGACGAUGAUGACGAUGAUGACCAUGAUGAUAAUGGUGAUGGCGGUGGUAGUGGUGGCUUCUGGUUUAACUUGGGCUUUUGGUUUAUUUUAGUUGAUUUUGUUGUUCUGAUUAUGAUGACCAUAAUGAUAAUGGUGGUGGGUUCUGGCAUGGAUAGUGGUGGAUUCUUCAAAUCCAACGUUAUGAAUGUUGCAAAAAGCAUAAAGAAAACUGGGAAAGAUGACCCUAGACGAGUGAUUCACUCGUUAAAAGUGGGACUCGCUCUCACUUUGGUCUCAUUGUUCUACUACUCAAGGCCUCUUUAUGACGGUUUCGGAGUUGCCGGAAUGUGGGCCGUUCUUACCGUCGUUGUAGUCUUCGAAUUCACCGUAGGUGGAACUCUAAGCAAGGGUCUAAAUAGAGGAUGUGCCACACUAUUAGCCGGUGCUUUAGGGGUUGGAGCUCAGCAUUUAGCUAUUGCUUUUGGAAAAAAGGGAGAACCCAUUGUCCUUGGAGCCCUUCUUUUCAUUUUAGCGGCAGGGGCAACGUUCUUGAGAUUUUUCCCAAGAAUCAAGGCAAGAUAUGACUAUGGAGUGGUGAUAUUUAUAUUGACGUUCAGUUUAGUAACAGUGUCAGGAUUCAGAGUGAAUGAGAUAUUGGAGCUUGCUGAGCAGAGACUCUUAACAAUCUUGAUUGGUGGAGCCACUUGCAUGGUUGUCUCAAUAUUGGUUUGUCCAGUUUGGGCGGGUCAAGAGCUUCAUAACUUGGUUGCUUCCAACAUACAAAAGCUUGCCAAUUACCUUGAAGGAUUUCAAGCAGAAUAUUUUCAAGACAAACAAAAAUCUAAGUCAUCUCUUCAAGGAUAUAAAAGUGUUCUUGCUUCUAAAGCAUCUGAAGAGUCCUUGGGCAAUUUGGCGAGGUGGGAGCCUGGACAUGGCGCUUUUCGUCUUCGUCAUCCAUGGAAGCAGUACUUGAAGCUUGGUGCACUUGCUAGAGAAUGUGCUUACAAAAUUGAAACUCUCAACACCUAUCUUAACCCUGAAAUCCAAGAAUGUAUGGAAUUAAAGUGUAAAUUUGAAGAACCAUGCAAAAUAAUGAGUUCAGAAUCAAGCAAGGCACUGAAGGCAAUAUCUUCAUCAAUGAAAACAAUGACGGCUCCUUCCGCCGCUAAAUGCCACAUAGAAAAUUCUAAAACUGCCACUAAAUUACUCAAAGUUGCACUGGAAACAAUUUCACUAGAGGAUGCUCAACUCAUAGCUAUAAUUCCAGUCGCCACCAUUGCAUCAAUACUAGAAGAAAUCACUAAGACAGUUGAAAAGGUUUAUGAUUCAGCUUCCGAGCUUUCUAAUUUAGCGCAUUUCAAGAAUGUUGAAUCAAAUGUCUCGCCUGAGAAGCAGCCACCGCACCUACUCCACCGUAGCAUCAUAAACCCUCUUGUGGUGGACAUUGCUAAUAAUAAUAAUAAUAAUAAUAAUAAUAAUAAUAAUAUUGACCAAAUUGAAAUAACUAUCCAUGACAUAAUAAGUUCUGAAUCACCUGAAAAGGUAGAAAAUGCACCACCAAAAUCUUGUGCAGAAAAUGCACAAUCAAACUCUUGUGCAGUUGUAAAUAUAAUUGUAUGUCAUUAA